Alexandromys fortis (reed vole) is the source of this 714-nucleotide messenger RNA. Its product is annotated as cystatin-9-like. The transcript has 3 exons. Gene Ontology annotation, biological process: antimicrobial humoral response. Gene Ontology annotation, molecular function: cysteine-type endopeptidase inhibitor activity. NCBI's taxonomy places the organism in Eukaryota, Metazoa, Chordata, Mammalia, Rodentia, Cricetidae. The record is from RefSeq and is a predicted model, not a curated record.
ACAGGCAAGGCAGUGACUGUGAGAUUCUGGCACCAUGGCCUAUGCACAGGAAAGGAAAACUCUCCCUUGUGCUCUUCUGCUGCUCUUCGUGAGCUUCCAGGCCCUCAUCACUCCUGUCUCAAAGGCCGAUGAGGAAACGGCCGCCUCUAUUUACUUCCUUCCCACAGUGGAGUUUGCUGUGGACACGUUCAACCGGAAAAGUCAGGAGGAAUAAGCCUACAGGGUGGAACAUAUCCUGAGUUCCUGGAAGGAGGAGGUGAAUUUUCCAACUGUUUACUCCAUGAAGCUUCAGCUGCGUAGAACCGUGUGCAAGAAAUUUGAGGAAAGCCUUGACACUUGCCACUUUCAGCAGAGCUACAGUCCAAAUAAUACCUUCAUCUGCCUGUUCACUGUUGGUACCUUUUUCUGGGUAACAGAGUUCAAGCUCUACAAGCAUGAGUGCUCAUAGUUCCUCAGGUUGGAGUCAUCAUGAAGAGGUUAUCCUUGGCAGGGCCUCUGUGUGCUCAUGUCCCUUGUUUGGUAACAUUGUGUAGUGCCAAGACUGAGUAUGCCGAUAAUAACCAAGAAAAUUUCAUAUUGCUCUUGUUUCAUCAUUUAGAAUAGCUCAUUAAAUAUUGCAUUUCUGACAACUUUCCGCGUGUGUUUUUAGAGGAAGAACCAUGGGCUUGGUGGUGGGGACAGUUUGAGUUUCUAAGAUGUUCCCCUAACCUUGAC